AUGAUUGCUCAGAUAUAUGUGGAUGAUAUAGUGUUUGGUGGGAUGUCAGAUAUGAUGGUUAAACACUUUGUCAAUCAGAUGCAAACUGAGUUUGAAAUGAGUAUGGUUAGAGAACUGACAUAUUUUCUCGGGCUACAAAUUAAACAAAUGGAAGACUCUAUCUUCCUCUCUCAAAGAAAAUAUUCCAAGAAUAUUGUAAAAAAGUUUGGAAUGGAUAAUGCUAGUCACAAAAGAACACCUGCUCCUACUCAUUUAAAGUUAUCAAAAGAUGAAAGUGGCACCUGUGUUGACCAGAGUUUGUACAGAAGCGUGAUUGGAAGUCUGCUAUAUCUAACAGCCAGUAGACCAAAUGUUGCCUUUGCAGUUGGAGUGUGUGCUAGAUAUCAAGCAUAA
This is a messenger RNA of Vicia villosa (hairy vetch), 393 nucleotides long. RefSeq lists its product as uncharacterized. The record is from RefSeq and is a predicted model, not a curated record. The coding region runs from base 1 to 393 and encodes 130 amino acids. NCBI's taxonomy places the organism in Eukaryota, Viridiplantae, Streptophyta, Magnoliopsida, Fabales, Fabaceae. The transcript has a single exon.